Messenger RNA from Perca fluviatilis (European perch), 7190 nucleotides. It is a transcript of the gene ksr2, whose product is annotated as kinase suppressor of ras 2. NCBI's taxonomy places the organism in Eukaryota, Metazoa, Chordata, Actinopteri, Perciformes, Percidae. Gene Ontology annotation, biological process: protein phosphorylation. The transcript has 21 exons. The record is from RefSeq and is a predicted model, not a curated record. Gene Ontology annotation, molecular function: protein kinase activity; ATP binding. The coding region runs from base 516 to 3398 and encodes 960 amino acids.
UGUUGCUGUGGGUUUGAUUGACAGGAAACAUGUCGGUGUGGUGGGAGCGAACCGGGAUGCAGCUGCUGCCAAGGGAGACAGGGAGUACCUGCAUCCAGUCCACACAUCAGCACCUUUGAAAACCACCAGGCUUCCCCCUCAAUACGUCUUCUUCUAAACAGCUUCUCUUUUUUUUUUAAACAUCCAUUUCAAACGAAGGGGCACCCAAUGGAUGCUGUGGCAAACCGUGUCGUCCCGCUCGGUAUCUUCAUAUUGUGUUUGAUUUAGCCUACAACCGGAGACACCUUGAUGAAACAGCAGGAACUACGAGGACUGUUGUUGCAAUGGAGUCGACUCUCUCACGGCUGAAACCCCGUCUGUAAACCUACGAAAUCUCGUUUCAUGGCGUUCUGCAGGUUGCUCUGUUCCGUGGGCUUCUCCACAUUUCUUUUCUGAAUUAUUUGUUGUUGUUUUUAUUUCUUUUAUUUUUUUUUUCAAAGUGCAAAGGGAAAAUAACGACCACUGCUCGCAAAACUAUGAACGAGGAGAUGACAAAAAGCGAGGAGCAGCAUCUUAGUUUGCAGAAAGCCUUGCAGCAGUGCGAGUUGGUGCAAAAUAUGAUUGACAUAAGCAUUUCUAGUUUGGAGGGUUUACGGACCAAAUGUGCCACAUCCAACGACUUGACACAAAAAGAGAUACGAACGCUGGAGGGGAAGUUGGUAAAGUACUUCAGCCGCCAGCUGUCCUGUAAGUGCAAAGUGGCCUUAGAGGAGCGCAGUGUCGAGCUGGAGGACUUCCCUCGCCUCUGCCACUGGUUCCGCAUCGUCAACUUGAGGAAGGAGGUCACAGAGGAGAUGAGCCCAGGUGAGGUAACCCUGGAGGGCCUGCUGGAGAUGAGCGAGGAGCAGGUGUGUGAGCUGCUGCAGAAGUUUGGUGCCAACGAAGAGGAGUGCGCCCGACUCAACGCCUCCCUCUCCUGCCUCAGAAAGGCCCACCAGCUCGAACAACUUGAGGAGGAUAAAUUGCACAGUAAUGGAGGGAGCCAGGAGAAGCAGGACUGGUCCAUCCAGUGGCCCACCUCUGAAUCGGGCAAAGAAAACACUCCGGUGUGCCAGCCAGAGGUCAGUCAGUGGAUCAGGUUUCAGCUCUCCCAAAGCCCCAAAGUCCAGUCCAAGUACAACCAGCACAUGUGCCACAGCCCCCAGGCCCUGGCCCCCCCUUUAUAUGCCGAUCGACUGACCGUUGACAGCCCGGCCACAGGGUUCUUCCCUCCCUUGGACUAUGGUCAUCGCUCCCUGCCCCCAUCACCCCGCCAAAGGCAUUUUGGCCACACACCUCCUCGGACUCCCUUAGUGGUCAACACCAUGACGCCGCCUGGCACUCCCCCCAUGCGGCGUAGAAACAAAGUGAAGGCCCCGGGCACGCCACCUCCACCUAGCCGCAAGCUCAUCCAUCUGCUGCCAGGCUUCACCGCACUGCACCGCAGCAAAUCCCACGAGUUCCAGCUGGGGAACCGCUUGGAUGACACACAGACACCAAAAGCCAAGAAGAAGACCAAGCCCUUGAACCUUAAGAUCCACAGCAGCGUGGGCAGCUGUGAGAAUCUGCCCACGCAGCGCUCACCCCUUCACACCGAACGAUCUCUGCGAUCCUUCUUCUUUCCCUCCUUCAUCCCUUCCACACCUCCUGUCCAUGCUGAAACACCCUCUGCAAACACUCUCUCAGUGCCUCGCUGGUCCCCACAGAUUCCCAGAAGAGAUUUGGGAAACUCAAUAAAACACAGGUUUUCCACAAAGUAUUGGAUGUCCCAGACAUGCAUAGUAUGUGGAAAGGGAAUGUUGUUUGGACUGAAAUGUAAAAACUGCAAGCUGAAGUGCCACAACAAAUGCACCAAAGAAGCCCCACCUUGCCAUUUAUUGAUCAUACAGCGAGGCGGACGAGAAUCCCUCAAAGAUCACCAAGGAACAACUCAAGUAGCUCGUCUGGUACGGACUGAAUCGGUGCCAUGUGACAUCAAUAACCCGCUCAGGUACACAGACCUGCACAUCAGUCAGACUCUCCCUAAAACCAACAAAAUCAACAAGGAUCACAUCCCAGUCCCGUACCAACCAGACUCCAGCAGUAAUCCCUCAUCCACCACCUCUUCCACCCCAUCCUCCCCUGCUCCUCCUCUGCCCAGCAGUGCCACUCCCCCAUCGCCCCUACAUCCCUCCCCACAGUCGGCGCGGCAACAGAAACAGUUCAACUUGACAGCAUCCAGUUAUUUCAAAUACAAACAACAGUUCAUCUUUCCUGAUGUUGCUCCAGAGGCUCCUCCAAGCAGAGCACCGCAGGUCAUCCUGCACCCUGUCCUGUCUGAACCAGGGAAUGAGGGCAACCCUUUACUUCAAAUCGAAGUUGAACCUACAUCGGAUAACGAGGAGGGCAACGACGAGGACUCCGGUGACGAGUUCGAGGAGAUGAACCUGUCGCUCCUGUCGGCUCGCAACUUCCCUCGCAAGGCCAGCCAGACCAGCAUCUUCCUGCAGGAGUGGGACAUCCCGAUUGAGCAGCUGGAGAUUGGAGAGAUGAUUGGCAAGGGGCGCUUUGGCAAAGUUUUCCACGGGCGCUGGCACGGUGAGGUGGCCAUCCGUUUGAUCGACAUUGAGCGUGACAACGAGGACCAGCUCAAGGCCUUCAAGCGCGAGGUGAUGGCCUACCGCAACACUCGCCACGAGAAUGUGGUGCUGUUUAUGGGGGCCUGCAUGAGCCCACCACACCUGGCAAUCAUCACCAGCUUGUGUAAAGGCAGGACCCUUUAUUCCGUGGUGCGGGAUGCCAAGGUUGUCCUGGAUGUUAACAAGACCAGGCAGAUCGCACAAGAGAUGGUCAAGGGGAUGGGCUACCUCCACGCUAAGGGGAUCUUACACAAAGACAUGAAGUCCAAGAACGUGUUUUAUGACAACGGCAAAAUCGUCAUCACUGACUUUGGACUCUUCACCAUAUCUGGGGUUUUGCAGGCUGGCAGCCGGAGAGAAGACAAACUGAGGAUCCCUAACGGUUGGCUGUGUCACCUGGCCCCAGAAAUAAUCCAGCAGCUCUCUCCGGACACAGAGGAGGACAAGCUUCCCUUCUCCAAACAGUCAGAUGUUUUUGCUUUUGGGACCAUCUGGUAUGAGUUACACGCACGUGAGUGGCCUUACAAGAGUCAGCCAGCAGAGGUGAUCAUAUGGCAGAUUGGCAGCGGGAUGAAGCCCAACCUCGCCCAAACUGGCAUGGGGAAGGAGAUAUCAGACAUUCUGCUUCUGUGCUGGGCGUACAAGCAGGAAGAGCGGCCUAGCUUCUCCAUGCUGGUAGAUUUACUGGAAAAGUUGCCAAAACGGAAUCGUCGCCUUUCCCACCCAGGGCACUUCUGGAAGUCAGCUGAGUAUGUCAAAUGAGUUAGGGACACAAAACAGCAAACAAUCAGCAACUAUUAAAAAAACAACAGCCGCCAUAACUCUACAUAAAUAACCCACCUCCUUAAAGAAUGCACUGAAUCCAAAAGCCAGCCCAGUGAUGAAAACUGCCCACGCUGUGUGUAUUUUCAUGGAAUGUUGGCAUGUGUGUGUACAGAUAAGUUCAGCUUCUCAAAGCAGUCGGGACUCAUAUUUUCUUUGGUUUGUUUUAAACCAUACUGGAUAUUUUUCCUUUAUCUUUUUUGUCUUUUACUAUUGACUUUAUCCCUUCAUAAUAUUUGAUUUAUUUUCUGGAUGUAUCUUGCUUGUAACUUUUGACUGAUCACAUCAUCCUGAACUUUAAAAAAAAACAUGUUUGAGAACAAAUGUAGAUUUUUCUUUCCCAUGUCUUCUUUGUUUUUGUUUUGAAUGAAUGUAACUGUUGUACAUUACACAUUGUAUAUUUCCAUAUCAUUGUCUUCCCAUUCCUUAUGUCUGUCAACUGUGUAGAGCAUUCUGUCAAUGUUACCUCAUGGUCUCUCAUGUGUGGAUGUCUGUACAAGUUUGUCUCCAAAAUUAAUUUUAACUUAAAAAAUGUCCUCUUAUUUACACCGUACCAUUUGAAUGUGAAGAAGCCAGCUUCCCUGUUUGUGUGGGGAUGUGUUUGCACGGUUGUUUGAUGAGAGAAUGUUCUCUGAUCAGCCUGUGCUUUGAAUAUUGCCUGUGAACAUAAGCGAGACGUUUGAACAAUUACAGCCUUUGGGGAAAAAAAGCCGCUGGUCAGAUCAGGACUCCCUCACUUGACGCUGUUCUGUGAAAUCGCUGACACUUGAAAUGUAUCUCGUCAACUGUUGGAGAACUAAUUACCCUUCAGAAAUGCUAUCACUGAGCCCCCCAUCUCCCAUUCCCCAGAAAUAAAUGUAAAUGAUUCUACUUCAAAUAGCUAAUGAUAGAUACAGAAGAUAAAACUGUAGAUACAGAUACAAAUCUAAAGCGUGCUACUGUAUAGUCAGUGCAGUAACCUUAAGUUAUUUUAUUUUAAUAGAUACAUGAACUGACGUUAGCUUUCUGAGCAGUGUAUGAAACUGUUUUAUAAAAUAGUUUGGAGACCUACAGUACAUGGGUCAAAGACCUGUUGGUAAUGGGCCUAGGUCUGAGGACCCCAAUGAUUUGGAUCCGCACAAGUAAAUGACGUGAUUGUUAGACAUGUAAAGGGAGAGCACAUGACCUUUAAAAAAGGCAACACAAAAACUUUGAGGAGUUUGUGUUUCACUUAUUCAAAUUCGUUAAGAGUUGCUUAAAAGCAGUGUUGUAGUCACUUUAAAUUUACAUUCAUCCUGGAUAAGGUUACUGACUACGAUUUUUUUUUUAAAGAGGUAAUUGGUAAUUGUGUCUGAAUACAUUUUUAAAGUAACCCUCCCAGCCCUGAGCAUACUCAUAAACUCAUAGACAUCACAUACAAGUAAAAGUACGCUAUAAAGAUUAAAAUGUUUGAAGAUUUACUCUUCCAAAUCAAUCUCUUCCAACCAUUAGUACAUUACUUUAAUAAAUCAUUGAGAAAUCAGCUGUAUAAAAGUGUGUUCAGACUGAAUGCAAAGUGAAUUUGAGAGGCAGCUUGAAUGCAUUCAAAGCCAAUUGGAAGGAUGGAAGUGAAUGCAAACAGAGGCUGGAUUCACUCAAGGUGCUGAACAGUGACCGCUGACGCUACAAGCGACAGUUAAAGGAUAAUGCUGAAGGCAAAACUACUACUACUACUACCACUCUCACUUUUUAGCUAAAAUGCUAAACUAUUGUGAAAGUAGCGCUUGAGGAGAAGUCCGCGAACUGGCUCAGUAAUGUCAGUUACAUAGCAUUAUUUAUCUAAAGUUUGCUAACAUUAGCCAUGAUAAGCUAAGACAGACUGUAGCAAUAGUGCAUUGUAUUACUUAUGAAUUAAACUUUUAAUUUGUAAGAGGAAGAUUCUGGUAUUUAGGUAGUUACAUCUCUCUUAAGUCUUUCUUUAAGGUAAAGACGUGUCCACUCAAAUUAAUAAGUUUACAGUUAAUUGUACAAGAGGAAAACGCCAGGGUCUGGAUGAGAAUAACAGUGUGAAAACACUCACUCACUCACUCACACACACACACACACACACACACACACACACACACACACACACACACACACACACACACACACACACACACACACACACACACACACACACAAGCUAUAGCUGUAUACAAAUAAAGCAAGGUGAAAAAUAAGCUUUUUGUUUUGUCUGAACACACCUUGAGAACAAAGACCGUUCAGCAGGGGAUGACGAUAUGUUAUUUCACAUCACAUAAAGGCAACUUUUUUGCUAUUCUUUAUUCUAUUAUUUAUAUCCACUAUUCAUGGUGCCGGAUUUAAGUUGUGCUUAGUGAAUCUCCUACGAAGCGCUGUAUCUCUAUAUUUUACACUUUAAACAGAAAAUUAAUGUCUUUCAUUAACCAUUGCAAUUAAAAAAAGCGUUUUACUUAUUAAUUUCAAAAACAAACUCUUUCUUGCCUCUGUAUUAACUAGGCUACUUUUGAUUACAACACUGCUGAAAAAGUGACUGUGGUGGACAAAUUAAUCCUAAACUUGCCUUCUUGUUUUUUAAAUCUUGAAAGAUUUUAUUUAACGAACCUGUUGUGGUGUUUUUUGAGUUCUUAGAUUAUAAAGUUAAAGUAACAACUAAGUAACUUAAAUCUGGCUGAACUUUCCCUUUAACAUAUCAGAAAAGACAUAUCAGGAUGCUAAAGACCACCCCAGGCCAUUUUUCUACUUCACACUCUAUAUCACAAUAUAUUUUAAAUGUAUGUUUUAGAGAUAUAGUAAAUUGGAGUCAUAUCAUCAUGACUUGGAAGCCGUGGCGUCGUUCAAGCUGUAUACUGCUUUUGAUUCUCUCUAGCCACGUGGAAUAGAUAAGAGACAAUCCAAUCAUGUUAAAUAGCCAUUUUCCACCUAAUUAUAUACACAUCUGCCAGUGUUGGAAAAUGCAUACAAACAAUCUGCUGCUGUUUUUUGGAGUCUGUCUUUCUAUUCUGGAAUUGCUGGGAUUCAAAUAUUGUAAGUGGAUCAUUUAUAUUUGUACUGUUUACAACUUUAAAGUGCAUGAGAUGGACUAUUGAAGAUUGAUUCUUGUUAUGAAAAAAAAAAUCCUUCUACACUACAUAUAAAAAAGUUAUGUGAGCAUUUUUCUGAUUAACUGUUGUCCAUUGAGCAGUUUGAUCUCAAUACAUAUUGAAGUUUUACGUCAGGCUUUGCAGAACUUUUCAACAGCUUUGUUUGAGAGAACGAUUGUUUCACAAUAUUUAUAGAUUAUAUAAAUGAUUAGACUAGCAUUGAAAGAAAAAAAGAGUUGCGACCUGUGCACAUGAUAGAGUUGACAACAACCUGACUGGACAACAAUCAAAGAUCUAACAUUAGUGCCAAGUGUACAUAGCAGAUUGUAGACUAUGUUUUAUCGUCACUUGCCGUAAUAUCAAUAUUCCUUGUGAAUUUUUGGACUUCUUUCUUUUGAAUGUACAAAUUGUGUUGUGUUUUUGUUGUUUCUGUUUUCUGUUCAUUUACAUUUCUUUUCCUCCAUUUUCCUUCUAAUUGCAUACGCAUUGAUGCUGUGUUGUUUCUUUUCCUUGAUUCCGUCCUUGUAUAGUAGAUGAUAGUCCAAAAAGCUUGUAUUUAAUGAUGCCUUAUGGUCCAUGGCUUAGUGAUGAGUAGAUUUUGAUCACAAGCUCUUUUAUUUGCACUCAUCCUUUACAAAGUGUAUGACAAUAAAAAGAUCUUUUCAUUUUG